This is a messenger RNA of Fukomys damarensis (Damara mole-rat), 1483 nucleotides long. RefSeq names its product family with sequence similarity 32 member A (gene Fam32a). Lineage: Eukaryota; Metazoa; Chordata; Mammalia; Rodentia; Bathyergidae. The record is from RefSeq and is a predicted model, not a curated record. The coding region runs from base 72 to 410 and encodes 112 amino acids. The transcript is spliced from 4 exons. Gene Ontology annotation, cellular component: nucleolus.
GCCUUCCGGCAGAAAUACCCGGCGCAAACAGGAAGUGUGGCAUUCUGCUCUCGGAACUGUGGGCCGGCGCCAUGGAGGCCUACGAGCAGGUCCAGAAAGGGCCACUGAAGCUGAAAGGCGUCGCAGACGUCGGCGUGACCAAGCGGAAGAAGAAGAAAAAGGACAAGGACAAGGCGAAGCUCCUGGAGGCGAUGGGGACGAGCAAGAAGAAGGAGGAGGAGAAGCGGCGCUGCCUGGACAAGCGGACGCCGGCGCAGGCGGCCUUCGAGAAGAUGCAGGAGAAACGGCAAAUGGAGCGGAUCCUGAAGAAAGCAUCCAAAACCCACAAGCAGCGCGUGGAGGACUUCAACAGACACCUGGACGCCCUCACCGAGCACUACGACAUCCCCAAGGUCAGCUGGACCAAGUAGGCCUGGCAGGGUUUCUGGAAACUCCGCCACGCCGCCCUGCGUCUGCUGCCACUGGGCCAGCGCUUCCAGAAACUGUCCCGUCAGUCCUGGAACCUGAUUAAAAUCACACUGUGACGUCCCUGUACUCCAUGUUGAUUUUCUCAGUAGCGCAGAGGGAGAACCCCAGUUACGUUGGACGGCAAGGUUGGGGGUUCUCCAGAGGUUGGGGUCAUUUUGGGGUGAUUGCUAUGGAAAAAGUGCCAUCCUUGAUAACAUCUCACGUCGAGGCCACCGGCUGUCGUUGCCUGGGUAACAGACUCCUGGGGCAAGGAGCCAGUGCCACCAGCCCCAUGGGACCCACGCUGUGUUCUGGCUGUGGCCUCUGCCAGCUGGCCAGCGUGACCACAAGACCAGGGCACACGUUGGCCUCGUCUCCCACACUUGGGCCAGCACAGAGUCCCCAGCACUUGUGCCUGCUGUGCGGCGCUGCCCGCCCGGGCUGGCUCUUGGUGACGGGAGCGGACACAGUGCAAGACCUUGGGCUCCAGGGGACGCGUCCGGAGUCAGCGCCUCUGCAGGCUGCACCACCUGUGCUGUGCUUGGCACAGAAGGCGAGAAGAGGACAAAGGAAGCGAAUGCUGGGGCUGGGCUGCCACACAUAAGGUACAGGAUGAGCCAGAGCCCCGUGGGAACGCGAGUCUCGGUGUGGACAUGAUGGUUCCAGCCCCAGGCCCAUCCCGGAAGCGCUGCCUUUGGGACUCACACACAAGCAGCAUGUGUGGUGCAAAAUUAUUACUCAGGAAAAAUUAGAUGGCACAGUGGUUAUGCCAUGGUCUGCACCGAAGAGCAGCCAAGUCCAAGUUGAACAGCUGUUGUCUGGAAUCCAUGGGACGGAACCGGAAGUGGCCUGGAUUUCAGGUCUUUGGGGUUGGGGAUAUUUGCAUAGUGAGGCAUCUGGUGGCAGGAACCCAGGUUCGGACAGGUCAUCCCAUGUCGCAUGUCCUGACCACACAGCGCAGAGUCGUUCCAUGGGGCGGUAUUAGUGCAUUCUGCCAUGCAUAAUAAAUACACCUAGCGUGGUGAAUUGGAACAUA